UAAUGAUUUUAAGGAUGACAAGAUGACGAAUGUAUAUUCAUUUGAUGGAGUUAUAAUAUUUGCAUUAUUGGUUAUAUGUACAACAGCUUAUCUAAGGAAAAUUCCUAAAAUUAGAGAUUUAUUUUUAUCAGAAAAGAAAGGUUUUCUGGGAAUAUUUUACAAAGCUUCUGUAGUGGGUAUCAGAUUACAUAUAGCUGUAGCCAGUUGUUGUGUUGCUUCUAGUCUAUACCUUCUUCUUAUUAAAUAAGAUGUUGACUUUUUGUCCUAUCUGUGCUAAUAUUUUGACAGUUGAAGAAGGUGGAAGAGGCUAUCGAUUUGCAUGUAGUACAUGUCCAUACAUCCAUAACAUCUCCAGACGAAUUAGCACUCGAAAGUAUCCAAAAUU
This is a messenger RNA of Centruroides sculpturatus (bark scorpion), 385 nucleotides long. RefSeq names its product protein kish-B-like (gene ksh). The record is from RefSeq and is a predicted model, not a curated record. Lineage: Eukaryota; Metazoa; Arthropoda; Arachnida; Scorpiones; Buthidae. The transcript is spliced from 3 exons. Bases 23 to 247 code for a protein of 74 amino acids.